AUGGUAAUGCUGAGGAGCGAGUGCGUGCAAUUAUAUAAAUUGCCUCCUAAACUAAAUGAUCCAAGAAGUUUUUCUAUCCCUUGUAAUAUUGGCAAUCUUAAUUUUGAAAAAGCUUUAGCAGAUUUAGGAGAUAGCAUUAAUCUUAUGUCUUAUGAAGCUUUUAAGAUGCUAGGGAUGGGAGAGCUAAAAACAACUAGGAUGUCUCUACAAUGGGCGGAUCGUUCAAUCAAAUAUUCGAAAGGGAUUGUAGAAGACGUACUUGUCAAAAUAGGAAAUUUUAUUUUUCCUGUCGAUUUUGUGAUUCUUGACAUUGAUGAAGGUAGGGAAGGAUCCUUAAUCCUUGGAAGACCCUUUCUCGCAACUGCAAGAGCGUUGAUUGAUGUGCACGAAGGAAAAUUUGCACGAAGGAAAAUUAACUUUGAGGGGGAUAAGUCCAAGUAUAUGUAUGCACAAGAUCCUGAUGGAGGAAGACUACAAACCUUCAAUUGA
Messenger RNA from Jatropha curcas, 489 nucleotides. The record is from RefSeq and is a predicted model, not a curated record. NCBI's taxonomy places the organism in Eukaryota, Viridiplantae, Streptophyta, Magnoliopsida, Malpighiales, Euphorbiaceae.